AACAGGAACACGGCAGUUCAUCAGGAAUCACGGCUUCAUUCAGCAGGACAGCAGGGAGGAAAAAUCCUCCACGACAGUAGCGGGGAUUCCUCACUGCUGAGGCCGAGACUGGCGCUCCGGCUGCCGUGGCAAGACGCAGGCAGAGCCCGGUAACUCGACGGUGUUCGUUUGGUCGAAGGGACACGGGUGGAGGGGAAGAAGCAGGGAGACAGAUGGAAAGAUGGAGACCCCAGUGUGAACAGUUAAACAAAGCUCUCCUGGAGUAAACUAAGUGCGGAAACUUCCAGAGUCGUUGCCGAGAUGCUGUUUAGUUUUUCAGCCAAGGGGCGCAUCGUCGCCGGCCUGCUGGUCAACCUGCUGUCCUCCAUCUGCAUUGUCUUCAUCAACAAGUGGAUCUACGUGCACUAUGGCUUCCCAAACAUGACACUGACCCUCGUUCACUUUGUGGUCACCUGGCUGGGACUCUACGUAUGCCAGAAAAUGGACAUCUUUGCACCAAAAAGCCUCCCGGUUCGCAGGAUUGUGUGGUUGGCUCUGAGCUUCUGUGGCUUCGUGGCCUUCACCAAUCUUUCCCUGCAGAACAACUCAAUAGGAACGUACCAGCUGGCUAAAGCCAUGACCACACCCGUCAUCAUCCUCAUCCAGACCACCUACUACAAGAAGACCUUCUCCACCAAGAUAAAACUGACGCUGGUGCCCAUAACAUUAGGGGUGAUACUGAACUCGUACUAUGAUGUGCGGUUCAACCUGCUGGGGACCGUGUUUGCAACGCUUGGUGUUCUGGUGACGUCGCUUUACCAAGUGUGGGUGGGGGCUAAACAACAUGAGCUUCAGGUGAACUCUAUGCAGCUUCUGUACUAUCAGGCUCCUCUGUCGUCGGGCUUCCUGCUCUGCGUUGUCCCUCUGUUUGAGCCACUGACUGGAGACGGAGGAAUAUUUGGACCCUGGUCUCUUCCGGCUCUGGUGACAGUGCUGUUUUCAGGUGUGGUGGCGUUCCUGGUCAACCUCUCCAUCUACUGGAUCAUUGGAAACACCUCCGCUGUCACCUACAACAUGUUUGGUCAUUUUAAAUUCUGCAUCACCCUGGUUGGAGGUUACCUGCUCUUCCAUGACCCACUGUCACUCAACCAGGCGUUGGGGAUCCUCUGCACUCUGGCAGGCAUCUUGUCUUACACUCACUUCAAGCUAAUGGAACAGGAGGAGGGGAAGAGUCGCUUGGCUCAAAGGCCGUAGGCUAACUGACCUGUCAAUCAACUGUACAGAUGCUUGCCAUUGGCUGCCCACAGUGUGACUGGAGGAGAGACCUCUUUUUUUAUAUAAAUUUUUUAUUUCAUGAGUAUUUUUGUAGGAGAGUAAAGAAGGAUUAAAUGUUUCUGAUGUGUCGACACAAACUGCUCGCUGAUGUUUAUGUUUUUAAGGGAAACUGAAGCUCAUCACACAGACGGACUUUGGACUGGACUUAUUCAGCUGCUGAAAAGAAAAUUAAACAAACUUACAAGAUCAUUUCAACACUUCCCAACCAGUAUUUCUUACACUUUUCUGCCUGACUUACAUUGCCAAUCAGAAGCUAAUACAGGAUAGACUGAUAGACUGGUCGAUUUUUUUUUUUUUUUCCUGGUUUAAUUUUUUUCUCGUCAUUGGUCUCUUUUUUUCUAUUGAUUUAAAUGAUUUAAUUGUUGAGUGUUAAAGGGUACAGCAUUUCACUUUUCAUUCAGUAUUCCUAACCUUUAUCUUUAUUUUUUCUUUGUUUUUGAGAGAAUUGUGUGAUCAGGAUUGUUAUCACGAUCACCAACAUCCUACAUCUGUUUUAUUUUUCCUUCCAGAGACCAUUUUAGGAGCAUACCUCCAGGAGGUGGUGCGACCCAUUGUUUUUGUUUAAAAUAUACAAACUACAGCCAUUCGCUUUACUGCUGAAUGAAACUCCAAUCUAAUGCUUCCUCAGCGAUGUUUAAUGACAGAAGCCAGCGAAGUCUGAACGGUCGGAUUAAGAUAUUCAAACGUGCGCUCACAUGGUUUGCAGCCUUCGCUCUUCGUUUCACUGCAUUGUGUCGGACAUGUAGUCUGUUGAAUAAAAACAUGAUUUAGUGACUUUA
Molecule: messenger RNA, 2093 nt
Organism: Scatophagus argus
Lineage: Eukaryota; Metazoa; Chordata; Actinopteri; Scatophagidae
Gene: slc35e3
Product: solute carrier family 35 member E3
Exons: 8
Coding region: 301-1233 (310 amino acids)
Cellular component (GO): Golgi apparatus
Molecular function (GO): antiporter activity; nucleotide-sugar transmembrane transporter activity
Source: RefSeq, a predicted model, not a curated record